Molecule: messenger RNA, 792 nt
Organism: Cyclocybe aegerita
Lineage: Eukaryota; Fungi; Basidiomycota; Agaricomycetes; Agaricales; Hemipholiotaceae
Source: the annotation of a GenBank genome assembly
AUGACGUCGACUUCAAACAUCAAUGAUCCUGCGGGAGUUGCAGCUCUCUUGGAUCAGCUAAAAUCAUCGGCAGCAUGGCAGGCGCUUACAAACGCAUCACAGCCCGCGACCGUUCAACCCGACACUGGUCCUCCACCCUUCGUCAAUGUAGCACCAUCGAUUGCCGCGGAACGAGUUGCAUCAAGUGAAAAUGGUCCUGCUGGUGAUUCUACUUUCAGUAACACCUCAGUCGCCUCCCUUCUUUCUCAGUUGAAGACCAUUUCUACCGGCCCGAACCUUCAAAGGAACCCGACUUCACAUUAUGUCUCCUCAUCUGUGGCUCUACAUGGACAACCAACGACGGACGGCAUCGAGGACUUGACGAAACUGAGCUUUGCACAAUCGUUGCCCUUAGUAUCCAAUCUUGCAGAAGAUCCUGCCUUUGUUUCAUCGGUAAAAAGGUUAAAAAACGACCAGGAGGACCUAGAACGACAGCUGUGGACUGAAAGAGAAGCCAUCUACACGAAGUACCACGAGAAGUUCAAGGUAGCGCAAACGAAGGCACAGAUGAUUGGAACAACCGUAUCCCAGCACGAGCAAGAUAUGAUGAACGACGCCUUCAAGAAGGAAAUAUUCAAGUUCGACCACGACCGCGUCAUACCUGCUUGGGACGGUCUUGUGUCAAGGCAGCAGCUAGAACUCGCUCAGCUCAAAGUGCCAACGAUGUUCGUCACCGGCGAAGCGCGUGAUCGAGAGCGACAGAACCAGGUUGCAAAUGUAUUGGCCACUAUCGUCGGUGCAAAGACGGCUUGA